ACAACAGGUCCCUUUCUGGAGAGAGACCUUGCAGAGUUUGCAAAGACAGCUGGUUUCAAGGACAGAGAGGUCCGCUGCCACUGUGCAACCAGAACCCAGCUUCUGAUUUCCUUCUGCAGUGCUGAGAGGGGAACUUCCAACUUCAACCUGACCAGAGAAACUGCUUUUCGUCUGAAAUCAAUUUGAUUGGGUUUUUGCGAAACCACGAUGCCGAGCCGAGCUCUUUUCCGCUUUCUGUUCCUGGGGGGCUCGCUGGCUCUGCUGCUGGGGGGCGCAGGGGCGCAGGCUCAGCACAAGCCCCGGCGCAUGGCGGCCUCGCCCGGCGGCGGGAAGCAGGCCUGCUGCGAGGACGUGCGGGCGCUGAAGGUGCAGGUGGCCAACCUGAGCAGCCUGCUGGGCGAGCUGAGCGCGCGGCACGAGGCCGAGACGGCGCGCCUGGAGGGCCGGGCGGCCGAGCUGGAGAAGGGCAAGCAGCAGCACGAGCGGCGCCUCCUGGAGGUGGAGGAGAAGUACUCGGAAGUCAACAGCCGGCUGGACAUCACGCAGCUGCAGGCCGCGCAGGCCGUCACCAAGACCUCUGCAGAUGCCAUCUAUGACUGCUCAUCGCUGUACGGCAGGAAUUACAAAAUCUCUGGCGUGUACAAACUGCCCGCAGACGAAUUCCUGGGCACCCCUGAGCUUGAGGUAUACUGCGACAUGGACACCGAAGGGGGGGGCUGGACAGUCAUUCAGAGGCGCAAGGUGGGGCUGACCUCUUUCAACCGGGACUGGAAGCAGUACAAGGAAGGGUUCGGGACCAUCCGUGGGGAUUUCUGGCUGGGCAACGAGCACAUUUUCCGUCUCACCAGACAGCCCACUGUGCUGAGGAUCGAACUGGAGGACUGGCAGGGCGAGACGCGCUACGCAGAGUACGCCCACUUCACGCUCAGCAACGAAAUGAACAGCUACAAGCUCUUCGUUGCCAACUACAGCGGCAACGCGGGCCGGGACUCCCUGAGGUACCACAACAACACCAACUUCAGCACCAAGAACAAGGACAACGACAAGUGUGUGGACGACUGCGCCCAGCUGCGCAAAGGUGGCUACUGGUACAACUGCUGCACCGACUCCAACCUGAACGGGGUGUUCUAUCGCCACGGCGACCACACCAAGCACAGCGAUGGCAUCACCUGGUAUGGCUGGCACGGCUCGAGCUACUCCCUGAAACGAGUGGAGAUGAAGAUCCGCCCACAGAGCUUCUCGCCUUAAAGACUUUUCAGGAAAAAAAAACGCAGGAGAGGGACCAUCUAAUCGUGUGGCACAAAAAAACAGCAACACGGCCGCUUAUUCUGUAAUGGUGAUUUAUUUUUAAGUUGUGGAACAUCUCCCUGGAAUAGAAAGUGCAUUGUGUUAAUAAUUGUAAAAUGUAGUGCAGUUGUAGUAUUUAUCUUUUUAAAAUCUUAAUUAUAUUUUUCAAUAAGGUUGUUGGAAAGCUGAACUUGGAUGUGCAGGUUUCCUGUAUGGAGACUAAGGAAUGGUUGUAACUUAUCGGUCAGUAUCUCCUUACUAAACCUGUUGAAGCGAAACUUUACUUUCAAAAAUCGAAUAAAGACCAAACUGUUACCUCCUUCCAUUUUUCAUUAGGGAGAUGAGAUGUGGGAGACAAAACUCACAAUAUUUGGGCUUUACAGUGCAAUGCAGAGUACUUAAAAUUAUUUUUAAAUGUCCGUUAGUAAGGUAUGUUGUAUGGCGCCUGCGUUUGGCGCAUCUGGAAACAAUAAUGACAGACACGCAUGUAUGCAUACUGAAUGAAAGAAUUAAAGGGUCUGUUUACCAGCUUGCGACAAAGUGAGAUGUUAUACUCUAAAUAAGCAGCAGUCAAAGGGGUUCUGUACUGGAAUGAACAGGAAAUGUGACAUUCUGAGAUUUCUGUAAAGAUGUGUUUAUAUUUUGAAAAGCUAAUACACAAAUGACAUUGUGGUAAUAAUAUGUUGUUGUUAUUUUGUCCUAAAAAAUUAUAUGUAAUGUGUAAAAUGUGUACAGCUUCAUAUGGCAACGUUCUAUUUGAAUAAAGAAAAACUUUGUAUUUUUAAA
Lepisosteus oculatus (spotted gar) is the source of this 2073-nucleotide messenger RNA. RefSeq names its product angiopoietin-like 7 (gene angptl7). Lineage: Eukaryota; Metazoa; Chordata; Actinopteri; Semionotiformes; Lepisosteidae. The record is from RefSeq and is a predicted model, not a curated record.